GCUCGCUUCAAAGUUUGCAAUGCAAAAAAAAUUUCAAAUCUGUCCCAGGUCCCUAUAUGCUAGAAUUCACCUGCCAUACCAAAAUUAGUGCUGCAACCGAGCAAAUAACUGGGCCUAAAUAUAUCUACAACCUGACUCCUUUUGAAAAACUCCCAGAAUUCAUCAAUGACACCAAAAAAUUCCAUGAUAUCCUUGGCAUUAUAACAAAAAUCAAUGAACCAGAGUGGAUUCCCUUCUCCAAUCAGCCUAAUCCUUCCCUACGACGUGACAUCAGGUUGACAUAUGGAUGUGGCCAAGAGAUAAAAAUGGCAAUUUGGGGUUCAAAAGCAACACAAUUUAAUCUCCCUGAAGAUCCAAAUAUGGAAGACAGACUAGCUAUAGUGCUAUUCACAGGAUGUCUAGUGAAAUACUAUCAAGAAAAUUUUUAUGUUAGUGGGUACUCUGCAUGCCAUUGGUAUAUCAAUCCUGACAUACCAGAAGCAGCAAGCCUACUAAACAGAACACAUGGACAAUCUUACAAGAUUAAAAGAUCCGGCAUUCCAAUUGCUGAACAAAGCCAACCAGAACCUCCACCUGUAGCUGAUUUUCUCACGCUACACGAAAUGGAAGCUAUAGACCCAUACGAGUUUCCGGCAACUGGAUGCCGAUGCACUGUUACAAUUGUCCGUUUAGUUGAAACACAAAAUUGGUGGUACCCAGCUUGCAACUUAUGCAAAAAAUCAUGCUUACCAGAAGGUUCAUCUUACAGGUGUCCAAAAUGCAACAUAUUGGACAUGUACACAUACAAAUACAAGCUGCCAUUUUUUGCUUCCGAUGGAACUGAAGAAUCAGAGAUGAUUGCCUUCGCUGCUGUUGCUCAAUCCAUAGUUGGCAAACCAGUUGAAACUGUGAUGAGAUCAAUAAGAAAUAGAGACAACAUUCCUCCUGAUAUUGCUGCCAUUGUAUCCUCAAAAUUCACCUUCUCUGUCGCAAUGGUAGAAUCUAGCUUCAGUAAACCAAAAAAAUCCUACCAAAUCAACAGCAUAUUGCACAAUUAUGGAAAACAACGUGCUCUACCAUUCCACGGUCCAAAUCAAGCUCAACUGUCAAAUGAACAUAACCAAUUAUCUGCCCAGCCUAGUGCAAGUACUUCUCCAUCAUACAUUCCUCCUGGUAGUUCUCAAAAUCCUCUCCAUGAAACUCCAACCAAAAUACUACCACUAGACAUAUCAUGUAAGUUCAGAACUUUCUCCAUGUUUUCACACUUUAUAUAUAAAUUAUAUAAAUUUAUAUAUAAAUUCCUAAAAACAGCAAUGGAGAUGACAGUAUCAUAUUCUACUUAA
Molecule: messenger RNA, 1322 nt
Organism: Panicum virgatum (switchgrass)
Lineage: Eukaryota; Viridiplantae; Streptophyta; Magnoliopsida; Poales; Poaceae
Exons: 8
Coding region: 57-1322 (421 amino acids)
Biological process (GO): DNA replication; DNA repair; DNA recombination
Cellular component (GO): nucleus
Molecular function (GO): DNA binding
Source: RefSeq, a predicted model, not a curated record